Messenger RNA from Aricia agestis (brown argus), 4159 nucleotides. It is a transcript of the gene Sra-1, whose product is annotated as cytoplasmic FMR1-interacting protein. Gene Ontology annotation, molecular function: small GTPase binding; RNA 7-methylguanosine cap binding. The transcript has 26 exons. The coding region runs from base 206 to 4033 and encodes 1275 amino acids. The record is from RefSeq and is a predicted model, not a curated record. Lineage: Eukaryota; Metazoa; Arthropoda; Insecta; Lepidoptera; Lycaenidae. Gene Ontology annotation, biological process: regulation of actin filament polymerization; axon guidance; cell morphogenesis. Gene Ontology annotation, cellular component: neuron projection; synapse; SCAR complex.
AUUCCUUGGGUGGAUACAUUUUGUAAUUUUACACAAUUUAAUCGAUUUAUUACUUUAAAAAGUAUUAAAUUGUCUUCAAACUGUUCCUAAGUGCUUAAAAAUACAUCGGCCGAUAUGCCACCAGUAAAAUUAGUUUAGUAAAGACGCGGUGACUAGUGUUAUUGUUGUUUUUUAGUGUUACUGUAUCUGGAAAUAAAUAUAAACAAUGUCUGUGAGCGAAAAAGUUUCUCUUUCGGAUGCACUAAGCAAUGUAGAUGUACUGGAUGAGCUGACGCUGCCAGAUGAACAGCCUUGCAUUGAAGCUGCACCAUGCUCUAUUCUCUACCAGGCAAAUUUUGACACUAAUUUUGAAGACCGCAAUGGUUUCGUCACGGGCAUUGCUAAGUACAUUGAGGAGGCUACAGUUCAUGCUAACCUUAAUGAGCUGCUAGAGGAGGGUAAUGCGCACGCCGUGAUGCUGUACACAUGGCGGUGCUGCAGCCGUGCCAUCCCGCAGCCCCGCUCCAAUGAGCAGCCCGACCGUGUCCACAUCUACGAGCGGACUGUUCAGGUGCUGGCUCCAGAGGUGGACAAGCUGCUGCAGUUUAUGUACUUCCAGCGCAAAGCCAUCGAGCGCUUCUGCGGCGAGGUCCGUCGGCUGUGCCACGCGGAGAAGCGGCGCGACUUCGUGUCGGAGGCGUACCUGCUGACGCUCGGCAAGUUCGUGAACAUGUUCGCCGUGCUCGACGAACUGAAAAACAUGAAGAGCUCCGUCAAGAACGAUUAUUCUACGUACCGCCGUGCUGCUCAAUUCCUGAAGGUGAUGUCUGACAGCCAGAGUCUGCAGGAGUCGCAGAACCUCUCCAUGUUCCUCGCCACACAGAACAAGAUCAGGGACACGGUCAAGGACGCGCUGGAGAAGAUUAAUGGCUACGAAGACCUCUUGGCAGACGUGGUGAACAUCUGCGUGCAUAUGUUCGAGACCAAGAUGUAUCUCACACCCUCCGAGAAACACAUGCUUGUCAAGGUGAUGGGUUUCGGUCUGUUUUUGAUGGACUCUGACGCGUGCAACAUCAACCGCCUCGACCAGAAGAAGAAGAUCCGCCUCGACCGCAUCGACAGAAUAUUCAAGAACCUGGAGGUAGUGCCACUGUUUGGUGACAUGCAGAUCGCCCCGUUCAAUUACAUCAAGCGCUCCAAGCACUAUGAUCCUAGCAAAUGGCCGCUGUCAUCCAACCCCAACCCGCUGUCACCGCAGGCCGAUCUGAUGGUCCACCUGCCGCAGAUCCGCGAGGACCACCAGAACUACAUCUCCGAGCUCGCCCGAUACAGCAACGAGGUGACAACCACAUUCAAAGAAGCCGGCACGGACGCGGAGAACAAAGCCGUCAGUGAGCUGUGCCUGCGCGGCUUACAGCUGCUGUCGGGCUGGUGCAGCGUGCUCACCGAGCUGUGCUCGUGGAAGCUGCUGCACCCCACCGACCACGCCACCAACCCCCGCUGCCCCCCCGACGCGGAGGAGUACGAGCGGGCUACGCGAUAUAAUUAUACCAGCGAUGAGAAGUUCGCUAUGAUUGAGGUGAUAGCGAUGAUCAAAGGUCUGCAGGUGCUGAUGGCGCGCAUGGAGACAGUGUUCGCGGACGCCGCGCGGCGCGCCGUGUACGCCGAGCUGCAGGACUUCGUGCAGCUAGUGUUGAGAGAACCGCUGAGGAAGGCCAUCAAGAAUAAGAAGGAUUUGAUACGCAGUAUAAUAGUGUCAGUCCGCGAGACGUGCGGCGACUGGGCGCGCGGGUGUGAGCCGCAGCAGGACCCGGCGCUGCGCGGCAAGAAGGACGCCGACACCAGCUUCACCAUCAAGGUGCCGCGACGUAACGUCGGUCCAUCCUCAACCCAGCUGUACAUGGUGCGGACGCAGCUGGAGGCGCUCAUCUCGGACAAGUCCGGCGGGCGGCGCACGCUGCGCAAAGACCUGGACGCCACUACGCUGCAGCAGAUCGAGACCUUCCACCGGCAGAGCUUCUACUGGUCUUAUCUGCUUAACUUGGCUGAUUCGUUGGCCAAGUGUUGCGACCUAUCGCAGCUGUGGUACCGCGAGUUCUACCUCGAGAUGACCAUGGGCAGGAAAGUCAAUAAAUGCUCGGUGCGUCACCAGCACAACGAGGAGUGCAACGACCUGGUGACGAUGGAGAAGCGCAUCCAGUUCCCCAUCGAGAUGUCCAUGCCCUGGAUCCUCACAGACCACAUACUGCGCAGCAAGGAGCCCGCUAUGAUGGAAUACGUGCUAUACCCGCUCGACCUGUACAACGACAGCGCGCAGUACGCCCUCACCGUCUUCCGCAAGCAGUUCCUUUACGACGAGGUGGAGGCGGAGGUGAACCUGUGCUUCGACCAGUUCGUGUACAAGCUCGCCGAGCUCGUGUACGCGCACUACAAGCAGCUGGCGGCCAGCAUGCUGCUGGACAAGCGUUACCGCGCGGAGUGUGCGGCGCGCGGCGCGGGCGCGGGCUGCGGCGCGGGCCGGUACGUGUCGCUGCUGCGUCAGCGGCACGUCGCGCUGCUCGGACGACAUGUUGAUUUGUGCUCGCUGGUUGCACAGCGCAUCAACGCGGACAUGCACCGUGCGCUUGACGCCGCUGUAGCAAGAUUCGAGGCGGGAGACAUUACAGGAGUUGUGGAGCUAGAGGGCCUCAUAGCGGUGAACCGUCUCUGCCACAAGCUGCUGUCCCGCUACCUGCGGCUGGACGAGUUCGACGCGGUGCUGCGCGAGUCCGACCACGGCGUGCUUGCCCCGUACGGCCGCAUCACGCUGCACGUGUUCUGGGAGUUGAACUAUGACUUCCUGCCGAACUACUGUUAUAACGCUGCUACUGAUAGGUUCGUGAAAUGCCGCGGCAUCCAGUUCGCGGCGCCGGUGCAGCGCGAGAAGCCGCAGCAGUACGGGCACGCGGUGCUGUGGGGCUCCAAGCAGCUGGCGCUGGCGUACGGCGCCCAGUACGCGCAGUACGCGGGCUUCGUCGGCGCGGUGCAUCUGCACGCGCUCGUGCGGCUGCUGGGAUACCAGGGCGUCGCCGUAGUAGUGGGCGAGUUGCUCGGCGUCGCGCGUGGCCUCCUCCACGGCACGCUCGCGCAGUUCACGCGCGCGCUGCAGGCCGCCAUGCCGCGCACGUGCAAGCUGCCGCGCUACGACUACGGCAGCAACGGCGUGCUCGGCUACUACCACGCCCAGCUCACCGACAUCGUGCAGUACCCGGAGGCGCGCACCGAGCUGUUCCACGAGCUGCGCGAGCUCGGCAACAUCGUGCUGUUCUGUAUGCUGAUAGAGCAGGCGUUGAGUCAGGAGGAGGUGACGGACCUGCUGCACGCCGCGCCCUUCCAGAACAUACUGCCGAGACCCUUCGCCGCCGAGGGCGAGAAGCCGGAGACUAAACAGAAGCGUCUGGAGGCGAAGUACGCUGCGCUGCAGAUCGUACAGAACGUCGACAAGUACGGCUCCGCCAAGCAAAGCCAGCUAUCCCGCGAGGGCGACCUGCUGACGCGGGAGCGGCUGUGCUGCGGGCUGUCGCUGUUCAGUGUGGUGCUGCGGCGGCUGCGCGGCUGCCUCACCGCACCGCAGUGGCCCGCGCCCCCAGCGCCGCCGCACCUCGCGCCCCUCACCGCCGACGACACCGCCGAGUUCCACAGGCUCUGGUCCGCCCUGCAAUUCCUCUACUGCAUCCCCGUGGGUGACACGCAGUUUACUGUCGAGGAACUGUUCGGCGAGGGACUGCACUGGGCCGGCUGCACCAUCAUCGCCCUGCUCGGCCAGCAGCGCCGCUUCGAGGCGCUUGACUUCUGCUACCACAUACUGAGGGUGCAGAGGGUGGAUGGCAAAGAUGAGCUGGUUAAGGGGAUUCCGCUGAAGCGCAUGGUGGACCGCAUCCGUCGGUUCCAGGUGCUCAACUCGCAGAUAUUUGGAGUCCUGGCGCGCCACCUCGCCGCCGCCGACGACGAGCGCGCCGGCGUCGAGCACGUGCGCUGCUUCCCGCCGCCCGCCGCGCCGCAUCACGUCGGCUAGGGAAUUUAGCAGCUAGAGGCCUGUUUAUAACAAGUUCUUAACAACUAAAUCAUGUCGCCUAACCUUAAGUGUUGAUUCACACCGCUACGCGACGAGUAGAUGCAUUUCUAAAUUUGUACUGAAUUG